AUGCAAGUGUCCCCAAAAAUUCUGGAAUUUUGCUCUCCAUUUACCAAGCAGCAGACUCAAGAAGUGACGGUUUCUAAUGACACUUCAAGUUACUUGGCCUUCAAGGUUAAAACAACGGCUCCAAAGAUCUACUGUGUCAGACCCAAUGCCUCUACCGUUGCUCCCGGUGAGUCUGUUACUGUGCACAUCAUUCUUCAAGGUCUAGCUGAGGAGCCUGCCAUUGGCACCAAAUGUAAGGACAAGUUUCUUUUUGUCUCGGUGCCUUGUGACGAUACCGUUGAUCCUAAAUUGGUUUCCAACGAGUGGGCAUCUCUCCAAAAGGCUGUUGGUGGUUCUUCUAAAGGUAUUAAGAUGAAGGUUUCCUUUAACUACGGAGCUGCUAUCAAUCCUAUUCAAGAGGAGGAGAAAGAACCUGAGGACGCUGAGAUAUCCGAGGUUCCUGAAGUCCCUGAGCAUGCUAAGGAGACUACUUCAGAUGCUGCCGCUGCAGAUGCUGUGGCUUCGGCUGCUGCUGCUACGGGUGCCACCGCCACAACAUCUUCUACUGUUCUUCGUCAUGUCAAAGGUUCCAAGGGUUCUUCAGAUUCUACGGAAACGGAAAAGACGGAAAAGAAGGCACCUUCUUCAAUCAAUUCUGGCUCGCACACGAAGGUUGCUAGUAAUGUUCCUCCUGCUCCUAAAAGGCAAAGGAGAUCGGUUCUACCGCCUCCUGGUUCGGAAAUGGUGGAGAUAUCCUCGGCAGAGGAAAAAGAUGAUACUGAGGUUAGUGACACAGAAAGUAGUGACGAUGAGGUAGUUAUUAUUGGUUCUGAUGGCGUGUUUACGAUAGUUAUGUUUCCAGGAAGGUCAAGUACCACUUACUCUUCUCAGCAGAAGAAGAAUUCUAGUCGUCCUCAAGCGGAAUACUCUAUACAGGAGGUGUCUGCUCAAAGCUAUCCACCCCAGGGCUAUCCACCCCAGGGCUAUCCACCCCAGGGCUAUCCACCUCAGGGCUAUCCACCUCAGGGCUAUCCACCUCAGGGCUAUGAGCCGCCUCCUGCGUAUAGUGAUGAUCGACCACAAGCUGGUUCUUCAGCGGCCACCUCAAACUACGAGCGUCCUGCUUGUCCCACCCCGCAAAACUUGGUCCCAGGAAAGUUGUAUGAGAAUCAGAAUUCUAGGGCAGCCAAUACGGUAAACGGUGUGACAUACGAGAAUCCAGAUGAACCUCCCCCAAUGCCUUCUCAAUCAGUGAUGUCGUAUCAAAUCAACGGUGAAACGGUUCAGGACUUUGAGUACUCGCAGUGUAACGGAGUCAGGAAGGCUUUAUUGAUUGGGAUCAAUUAUAUUGGGACCGGCAACCAGCUAAGAGGCUGUAUCAAUGAUGCUAACAAUAUGCGACGUUUCUUAUUGACCAACGGUUAUCCCUCUGAAAACAUUGUUAUGUUGACCGAUGAUCAAAAGGAUUUCAUGAGUAUUCCUACGCGUCAAAACAUCAUCAGAGCCAUGCAGUGGCUUGUCAAGGAUGCUCGUCCCGGAGAUUCUUUAUUCUUUCAUUAUUCUGGUCAUGGUGGUCAGGAAGAUGAUUUAGAUGGUGAUGAAGCCGAUGGUAAGGACGAUUGUAUAUAUCCCGUCGACUUCAAGCAGUGCGGUUCCUUAAUCGAUGACAUCAUGCAUGAUAUAAUGGUGAGACCACUUCCGGCAGGUUGUCGUUUGACUGCUAUCUUUGACUCCUGCCACAGUGGUAGUGCACUGGAUUUACCCUUUGUUUAUCGUGCUCAGAAUGGUGGUUUGAAAGAGUAUAACGUUUGGAAGGAAAGUGGUGGAGACGCAGUGAACAUUCUGAUGGGAUAUGCCUCCAGAAACCCCAUGGAAAUGUUCAGCGGUGCGAAGAGUAUUUAUAAGCGCUUCGCUGCCAAUACAGGUGGAAAUCAGGAAGCUAUCAAGCAGCAGAAGAUGUCCGCUGCUGAUGUGAUCAUGUUUUCCGGUUGCAAAGAUUCACAAACAUCUGCAGAUGCUCAAGAGAUGGGGCAGUUCACCGGUGCUUUGAGUUUUGCUUUUAUCCAAGUGCUUUCUCAAAAUCCUAUGCAAAGUUACUUGACCCUCCUACAAAACAUUCGUGCAGUAUUGUCUACAAAGUAUACGCAGAAGCCACAGUUAUCUUCCUCUCAUCAGAUCGAUCCGAAUAUCAGAUUCAUUAUGUAA
Brettanomyces nanus is the source of this 2184-nucleotide messenger RNA. RefSeq lists its product as uncharacterized. Bases 1 to 2184 code for a protein of 727 amino acids. Lineage: Eukaryota; Fungi; Ascomycota; Pichiomycetes; Pichiales; Pichiaceae. Gene Ontology annotation, biological process: proteolysis. The record is from RefSeq and is a predicted model, not a curated record. The transcript is spliced from 3 exons. Gene Ontology annotation, molecular function: cysteine-type endopeptidase activity.